Paramacrobiotus metropolitanus is the source of this 7458-nucleotide messenger RNA. RefSeq names its product dnaJ homolog subfamily C member 13-like. Gene Ontology annotation, molecular function: protein binding. The coding region runs from base 480 to 7184 and encodes 2234 amino acids. The transcript is spliced from 44 exons. Lineage: Eukaryota; Metazoa; Tardigrada; Eutardigrada; Parachela; Macrobiotidae. The record is from RefSeq and is a predicted model, not a curated record. Gene Ontology annotation, biological process: receptor-mediated endocytosis; regulation of early endosome to late endosome transport; endosome organization. Gene Ontology annotation, cellular component: endosome membrane.
CCGAUCAGCGUUUUGUGGUUUUCAUGUAAAUACUAAAUAUGUAUCAACGUCGACCAAAAUCGAAGAUAUCGUGACGUGAUAUGCGCAUUUAGACCCUUAUAUUAAUUGUAUUACCGGUCGUAGGUAACGCCUCUUAAAAGCGGUUUCACAGUGAAAUCUUUAAGACGAUUUAAUUGGGCAUUUUAUUUACAUCUGUCUGGUACGCUUUUAUUUACGGUACGUCUGGUUGGUACGCGUUUUGUCAGCGAAGGUUCAUGUGAAAUCUAUCUUGAUCGUCCACAAUCUGCAGUUUUUAAAUUGACCUGAUGUUGCGGAUUGAAAAGAAUUUGUUUUUACUUUGCAAAAAUAUUUGGCGCAGAAGCAACGGGACGUCGGAUCGCCCUGUGCGAAUCUGGAAUAUGGAGCUUCGGACGAUUGACUGAGCCUGGUUCGCUGAUCAGCUGACGCGUUUUGUUCCUCGACAUUGACGAGUGAAAAGAAUGGCGGAAACUCCGCUCAGGGAUAAUAAAGAUUUGUGUUGCUAUUUUGUCACGAAGCACUCGUGGAAGGGAAAGUACAAACGAGUGUUUUCUGUUGGCACUAAAGGAAUUACCACCUACAACCCGGGAUCAUGCGAAAAUACGAACCAGUGGGCAUACAACGACAUCGUGUCGAUUGCGCCAGCCACAAAAGGCCACGGUGGAGCGGAAUUGACGCUCACUGUGCGCAAAGGAAAAAAGAUUGACACAUUGAAAUUUUCUUCGGAUCACCGGACUGACAUUCUGACAGAAUGCCAACGAUUUCGCCACUUAUUUCACGAGACAUCCAAAUCAAGGCCGAAGUAUAACGCUUAUAAGCACCAUUGGUCGGAUAAUCGAAUUCCUGCCACUCUGGAAAUCGGAUAUUCGGGAUUGCACCAAGUGGAUCCUGCAACCGGUGUCCAGCGAUCUGUUUACGAUUACAAAGAUAUCGAAGCAAUCGCAUUGGUGUCGGAUUAUCCUGGCGGUUUUUGCAUCUUUACCGGAGGUUUCGAGAGAUUGCAUAUGUUUGCGAGCGAAAGUCGGGAUGCAGUAAUUCGGGACAUUUCGGAAGCCGCCUCGCAGUACAUUGGACUGCAUUUAACGGCUCGGAAGGAGCCAAUCAACUUUGAUCGCUUCAGUACCGAGAGAUUUGGAAAAUAUAGCACCGACGAAGCGUUGACGAGUCUGAGCGAAUUUGUCGUUCAAAAGAUAACGACGAAAUCAUCCACAGGUGCUGUGAAGCGAAUCCUUUGCCUGAGUGAAUCGUGCCUUUUGGAACGGGAUCCCGGGAGUUACGCUAUAUGCACACUUAAACCCUUAUGUGACAUAUUCGCUAUUGUUCGCCACGUGGAUAAUCCCCAGCUUUUCAGCAUAGAAUAUGUUAAGGGACAGACGAGAACGUACGCAUCGACUGACCGUGAUUCGCUUUUGGCCACAAUAAUGGACGGUGUUCGAGCAGCCGGCAACCGCGAUAUACAUGUGAAAAUGUAUCCCACCGAGCGCGGCUAUCGUCUUGGACCAUUUACCAUUCCGGUCGACGAAGAAGUGGAAAGCCAGCAUUUACGGUUUCUGCAGAUUUCACCGGCCGGAAUGUUGUUUUCGGAAGUCGUGCAACGGUUUAAUAGCAACAUUUCAUACAGCGGACUUCUUCAUGCCGUCACUCAAGAUGGUUUGUUUGCGGAAAAUAAGGAAAAGCUAAUUAAUGUAGCCUUGAUGGCACUGGUGGAGCGUGAUAUGGAUUUGGAUAUUGCAAAACCGGAAGAUGUGGAAGCUCAGUUUCAAGCACUGCGACGCCUCUUUGCCUCCAAAGCUGGGUUUAUGGCUUUCACAAAUAUUCCCACCCUACGAGAAAAAAUCGGCAGCCGAGUGAUCAAGGCACUCAGCAAGAACAACGAUGCUAUUACUCAUGCAGUAUUGGAUAUGUUAUGUGCCUUAAUGCAGCCCAUGCAUGACGAUUAUGACUUGCGACAAGAACAGAUUAACAAAGCUUCACUUAUGUCGUCGAAAAAAUUUAUGGAAGGAAUUUUGGAAGUGUUUUCUACCCACGUGCAACGAGGGAGUGGUGCUUUAAUUAUCAGCGCAACGCUGGAUUUUUUAACCUUUGCCUUGUGUGCACCGUACAGUGAGACAACUGAUGGAACGAUGUUUGAUCAGAUGCUGGAAAUGGUUGCUGCUAGAGGGAGAACUAUGUUUAAGCUGUUUCAGCAUCCUUCAAUGGCUAUUGUGAAAGGCGCCGGGUUGGUAAUGAAGGCCCUGAUUGAAGAAGGCGAAGACGAUGUUGCCACGAAGAUGCAAGAACUAGCUAUGUCCGAAGGCGCUUUACCUAAGCAUUUACACAUUGCUCUAUUUACACAAAGUCUGGAUAGUCGAGUUCUUACCAACCGUCAACUUAGCCGAAUCCUUGUAUCCUUAUGGGUAUCGGGAAAUGAAAGUGCCAUGUCACUUCUUUCACGAAUUAUGCCUUAUGGACUUUUGUACUAUUUGGAAUCCAGCGAAGAAGUGCCGGAGCAUGAAAUCGAUCGUAUUCACCAGCGUGAUAAUUUACAACUAGCUGUUGAUAUCCAGAACAAAAACAAAGGAAACGCACAGUGGAAGGUAAUUGAAAAACAAGUGUCGACCCUCUUGAAACAUUGGAGAGCUCGUAUCGGGAUGGAAAAUCAAGAUGAAAAGGUCCAGCGCAUUGUGGUGUUGCGGAAGCGCCGACAGAAAAUAAAGAGCGAAUCAAACUGGGAUUUGUUUUACUACCAAUUCUUGAGAGAUCAUGCCAGAGCAAAUUUAAUCUGGAAUCACAAGACCCGAGAAGAACUACGGGAAUGCUUGGAGAAUGAACUGCGCGCUUUCAACGUCGACAAGGAUCUUGGCGCCGGUAAUAUUAUUUCCUGGAAUCAUAUUGAAUUUGAGGUUCCAUAUAACUGCCUAAAUGAAGAGAUCAAAAUCGGGGACUAUUUUCUACGACUUCUUCUGGAAGAAGGCGAUUCAGAUGAUGAAGCCAGUCCGAUGAACAAACCGAAGGAAUUCUUUUUCGACCUGUACCAUCGAUUUCUUCUUUCGCAAAAAGCUUCUAUGAAAAGCAAUUGCCUGCAAGCGAUGACAAUUGUUUAUGGACGCUGUUCAGAAGAAAUAGGUCCUUUUAACGAUACCAAGUAUAUGAUGCUGAUGUUGGAUAAGUGUAUGGAUAAAUUGGAGCGCGACCGACUGUUAAUUUUUGUGGAUAAAUUGAUCUCGAACAAGCAAAACGUGAAAGACCUGAUCGAUGCUAAUGGCAUUCGAACGUUGGUGGACCUGCUGACACUCGCACAUUUUCACACCAAUCGAGCAGUUAUACAUACUCAGACCAAUGUCAUCGAAGCGGGAGCUGAUUCUCGAAGGGAUACUGAAAAAGAGUGGUAUUACGGCAAUCUUGAAAAAGAACGCCUGGGUCCAGUCAGCAUGGCUGAGUUACGAGAAUUGUGGGAAAGUGGUGAAAUCAAUCAGAAAACAAGAUGCUGGGCCCAAGGUAUGGAUGGUUGGCGACCACUGCAGCAUGUUCCUCAGUUGAAAUGGAUACUGAUGGCCGGUGGAAAUGGUGUCAUGAAUGAAAGUGAUCUGGCAUCUUUGGUCCUGGGGAUGUUGAUCAAAAUUUGUGAGCUGUAUCCGAGCAGAGAUGCUGAUAAUUCAAUAAUUCGUCCCCUCCCGAAAGCUAAGAGGCUUUUAUCCGAUCCUUCUUGCCUCCCGCACAUCGUUCAGCUUUUGCUGACAUUCGAUCCCAUUUUGGUGGAGAAAGUGGCUACAUUACUUUAUCACGUAAUGCAGGACAAUCCGGUUCUUCCACGACUGUAUCUGUCCGGCUGUUUCUUCUUUAUCAUGAUGUACACUGGCUCUAAUUUGUUACCAAUUGGACGUUUCCUGCACUACACGCAUACCAAACAGGCGUUCCGAAGCGAAGAAGUUAAAUCAUCCACACUGCUUCAGCGUAGCAUUCUGGGACCAUUGAUACCGGAAGCUAUGAUUUGCUAUCUGGAGAAUUAUGGUUCGGAUAAAUUUGCGGAAAUAUUCCUGGGCGAGUUCGAUACACCUGAAGCCAUUUGGAAUUCGGAAAUGAGGCGGUUAAUGAUUGAAAAAAUUGCGGUCCACAUAGCUGAUUUCAGCCCGCGGCUCCAGAGCAAUGCUCGUGCAUUGUAUCAGUAUUGCCCGAUUCCUACUAUUAACUACGUGCAACUGGAGAACGAGCUGUUCUGCAAUAUUUAUUACCUCCGACAUCUGUGUGACGUUCGACGAUUUCCAGAUUGGCCAAUAAAAGAGCCGGUGAAAUUGUUGAAAGAUGUCCUGGAAGCUUGGAAGAAAGAAGUGGAGAAGAAACCACCGACGAUGUCGGUGGACGAUGCAUACGAUGUUUUAGGUGUCAAGAAAGGCGGAAAAGCAAUUGAUGAGAAUGUGAUUCGUCGGGCGUAUUUUGCGUUGGCUCAGAAGUAUCACCCUGAUAAAAAUCCGGACGGACGGGAAAUGUUUGAGAAAGUGAACAAGGCAUACGAGUUCUUGUGCAGUCGUACUGGGAAAGUAUCUGACGGACCUGAUCCACAGAACCUGCUCCUCAUUUUACAGACACAAUGCAUUUUGUUCAGCCGUUAUAGCGAAGAGCUUCAUCCUUUCAAAUAUGCCGGCUAUCCGAUGCUCAUUCAAACUAUCACAAUGGAAACCCAAGAUGAUAAUCUUUUUGCGAAGCCUGUGCCUUUAUUGGCGACUGCAUGCGAGCUGGUUUACCAUACUGUGGCUUGUUCGGCGCUUAAUGCUGAAGAACUUCGUCGAGAAAAUGGAUUUGAGAUACUGGAAGAUGCGAUGCGGCGCUGCGUAGACCGUUUGUCUAUCUCAUCCAAAUUGGAAGAUUUGAAUGUACAAGUUUGUAUGAAUAUUGCGCGAUGUUUCGCUGUGGCGGCUCAGUUCGAGCAGUGUCGCGAACGCCUGUCCGAAAUGCCGGACGUUAUCCGAGAUCUGUGUCGUUUGCUAUAUUAUUCGCACCUUUUCCGACUGUGUUGCGUGGCCGUGGAAGCCGUAAGCGCGUUUUCUGUGGAUGUACUUUUGCAAACACAACUAUUCAAAGCCGGUGUUCUGUGGCAUCUUCUUUUGUUCCUGUUCCGGUAUGAUUUCACGUUGGAAGAAGGAGGUGUGGAACGUAGUGCGGAGACGAACCAACAGGAAGUAUCUAACAAUCUGGCUAAACUGAGUAUUGUGGCGUGCGCUCGACUGGGUGGUUAUCUCAGAGGGGCGGCCUUUGAAACACCCGAAAACCGGGAAAUUCGACAAGCCCUUUGCACCAUGCUUACUCCAUAUGUCACGAAACAGUUUCAGAAGUGCAGUCCACACGAAUUGCUGAAAAUUCUGAACAGCAACAUUCGAACUCCGUAUUUGCUGUGGGACAAUGGCACCCGGGCAGAAUUGUCGGAAUAUCUGAACAGCCAGCGUGAUUCCAUGCAGCGCAGUGGCGAAUGUGACCCAAGCUUCGGAACCGGCUUUGUCCACUCUGCGCAUUCAUCCGAACUGAUUAUUGGGGAUAUCUUCAUCCGAAUUUAUAACGAACAACCCACAUUUCCGAUCGAAGACCCCAAAGCUUUUAUAAAAGAUCUUUUGCAUUAUUUGGGAUCGGAAGCGCAGUAUGUUCAUUCACUUAUGUCGAUGCCAGACAAAAAGGGUGUGAAGAUCGAUGCGAAACGAAUUAGUAAUGUGGAAAUGGCACUAGAAGCACUGCGUAAUAUCGUCCGAGCCAGCCCAGGUGUGGAACUGCAGUGUGUUGGGCAUUUUAAACUCAUUUUUGGUCUGCUAAGAAUGGAUAAUUCGGCAAAAUUGCAAUCGGUAGCCCUGGAAGCAAUAUCAUGUGUGGUUAGCAAUAAAGAAUGCGUUGUGGAUAUUGCAAAUGCCGAAGUGUUAGGAAAUUUGAUGCCCUUAAUGCAUUCUGUUCCAAAUGCGCGGCCAGUUAUCCUAGAGGUUCUUCACCCACUGGUUUCAAAUUCAAAAAUUGUCAAGGAAAUGAUGUCGAAGGGCGCUCCGAUAUAUUUGCUGGAUAUGUUCUGCAAUUCAACAAAUGGUCAAGUUAGGGAAAAAACCGCAGAACUGUUUGCUAAAAUGAUGGCGGAAAAGCUUAACGGGCCCAAAUUACGAUUGCUUUUGGCGAAGUUUCUACCGAAUAUCUUUAUGGAUGCAAUGCGAGAUGCCCCGGAAACUAGUGUGCAUAUGUUCGAAGGCGCCCAUGAGAAUCCUGAAUUGAUAUGGAACGAUGAAGCUAGAGAAAAGGUUUCCGGUACCGUGAAAGAGCUGAAAGAAAGGUUCUAUGAAAUGCAAGCAAGAGAUCCAAAUGUUUAUUGGAAUCUGCCGCCCGAUUACGAUACAAUAUACAGCAACGUGCAAGGAGAAAUUGUUGUUGGUGGAGUUUUCUUGCGCUUGUUCGUAGCUAAUCCUGGCUGGAUACUGCGGAAACCGAAGGAAUUUUUCAUAGAUAUUAUGGAUCGCUUUUUGGAAUUGGCUGCUAUUCCCUCUCCGCCGGGCGAAGAGCUUGAGCUGGUUACGACAGCUAUUGUUGUCUUCCUGGAAGCCCAGCCGUUAAUGGCAGAUCAGGUUCCUACGUUUGGACACGUUCCACAGAUAGUUCAACUUUUGAAAAACAGUAACGAUGCCGUCGUUAGUGCCGCUAUUAAAGUGGUGCACCAACUGGCCAAGAGUCCGGUUUGCAUAAACAGUUUAGCCAGUGUUGAUUGCAUUAACGGAAUGAAGUUGGCGAUGAAACGAAACCGUUCCGUAACGCCCUUAGCAUGCGAGGCGCUGAACAGUAUUUACGAAGAUCCGAAGGAUGAACUAGUAUCACAGGCCUUGAGCUGCGAUCUGAUACCGUUUCUCCUGAACUUGUUGGGAAGCCCAUUAGAGUUUAUUCCUAAUCCAGCUGGAAUUAAGGCUCAUAUUGUUAAAGCACUGAAAUCCAUGGCUAAAAGCUUGACACAUGGAGAGAAGGUCACCAGUAUUCUGAACGCUUCCAAGAUAUGGUCCGAAUUCCGAGACCAACGGCAUGAUCUAUUUAUUACGCAGUCGACGACGGCUGGUUAUCUGACAGCAGGUACGCCUGGCGUUGCCGGUUAUUUAACGCAAGGUAGUGCGAAAACUAUGCCCGAUGCUCCUCCGCCGAUGGAAGGAGACUACGAGUAUCAUCCACAUCAGUUGUGAUUAUUUUUACUGGCUUGUUGAAUUUGAAUGGUAUAUCAAGCAUUUGUUGAUUGUCGCAUUUUUACGAAUUGAUACAUCCCGUGAGUUUGUGAAGGUUCAGAUUCAUUUCUUACGAUUUGUUACGCGUUUUUUAUAACUUCCCUUUCCGGUUGUGAUGCCCUUGACAACCUUCUUGCUCUGAUGAGUCGAUUUUAAAGUGCUUGCAUAUACGGUGUGUAUAACUACCUAGUCAGAUGACCAAUUCGUGCAAUAAUAAAAAUGACUGAAAUCAAGA